Patella vulgata (common limpet) is the source of this 5012-nucleotide messenger RNA. RefSeq lists its product as uncharacterized. Gene Ontology annotation, molecular function: protein binding. Gene Ontology annotation, biological process: protein polyubiquitination; SCF-dependent proteasomal ubiquitin-dependent protein catabolic process. The record is from RefSeq and is a predicted model, not a curated record. The transcript has 2 exons. Bases 126 to 1358 code for a protein of 410 amino acids. Gene Ontology annotation, cellular component: SCF ubiquitin ligase complex. Lineage: Eukaryota; Metazoa; Mollusca; Gastropoda; Patellidae.
GGACAGGCGAAGGAAAAAUGGUUCCGAUGUAGAGGAUGGAGAAAUGAGAAGUCACAACAAUCGUUUGUGAUUUUGAGCGGUUGUAGGGUGGUUACUACAUGUAGCAUGGAUGGCUAUUGUCAGAGAUGGAAAAAAAAGUAAAAAUCAAAAAGGCAGGUUGUAAACCUACUAAAGUCCGAUCCAAGAUAAAAACACCAUCACCAAUUUUAGAACCAGGGUCAUUAGCUGGUUCUCACCGACACCUGAGUUCCAGUUUCUCUAUGUUUCCAACAGGUGACAUGACUUCGACUAACUUACCUACUCAAAUGGAAGAUCAAAGUCUUUAUUUUCAAGAUUUACCAGAAGCCUGUAAGCUGAAAGUUUUUUCUUAUUUGGAAAACGUUGAGAAAGGGAAAUAUUCAAGUGUCUGUAAAGAUUGGGCAUUUUUGAUGAAAAGUCCACGACUAUGGAAUCAUGUUUCACUGUCCGACUUUACGCUUGGUUGUCUCUGUACUCACAAGUGUACUUCUGAAUGCUAUAAAAAAUACAAGUCACGAGUUUUUCAUUUUAUACAAUAUUUGUGUCAGAUUCGACCUGUACUUAACAGUUUAGAAUUUAAAUUAGAUAUUUAUAAUCCCAGUGAUAAGUACCUGCCGCAAAUUGAGAAUUUCUUACGAAUGUCACAGUGUCGUGAGUUGAAUUACGCUCAUCUAAAUUGGAAGGAAACUCCCAACCAGCCAUUAUGGCUGGAAGAAGAUUGUUUAUAUCGUGAAUCAGAUGUUAUCCAUCGUCAUCGUCUACGACAUAGAAAGUUUGUUUGGUUUUUUGACUUUUUCACAAAUAUAGCUUCGAAUUUGAGAACACUUAUUAUGCCAUUUGGAUGGUCAGAAACGAGUGUUGAGCAUUUGAAAAGGUUGAAAAAUCUUCAUACGUUGGUUUUAGAGAAGUAUUUUGUUUUUCAAGGAUUGAAUCAAGCACUUUUAGAUCGUGUUUUAGGAAACCUGCCUAGUUUGAAACAGUUAUUGUUAGAGGUUUGGACACCAAGUGGAGCUGGACUCCUCUUUUAUACGUUAUCAUCUCCAUCCUUGCAAUAUUUAGACAUUUCUCAGAGUCGUGGUUUCUACCUCAGUGGAUUGAACAUGCCAGCUCUGAAACGGUUUUGUGUGGCACGUCAUCCGUGGAAUGGACCAGUUGUUGCUUGUGAUAAAAUCAGCAUACCUUGUCUUUACGGGGUUCUGAUCCAGGGCACACCCCAUUUGGAAAAGAUAAAUGAUCAUUAUUUAGAUGUGAACUGGAAAGAUGGUAUUUAUGUUACCUUAGAAGAAGUUUUUAAAGCUGUGUGUGCAUGUAAACUUCAUAAACGUGGCUGGGCCAUGUGAACAAUUGGCAGCUUUUUACUCAUUUAGACUGCUGUUGUCUGGAUGCGUGAGCCACGAGUCACAAAUGUUUACUAAAACUCUGUUUAGAAUUUAUUAUUUAGUUUUUAUAAUUGUCAUUGUCAUAAGAAAAUAAUAUAGUUUAAAUUAAUGCACUUGAAAUAGUAAAUCAUACAUACAUAUAUACUGAGUCACACCAUUUGGGAAUUCAACUUCUGUAUGUUCUUCAUACUACAUGUAUAUAACAUAACAGUAUUUAUUUAUCAAACACAAUUAAUGUAUAAGGUACAGUACAUGGACAUGCAUUGGAUGCUCCUUCAAAUGUUAAAUUUGGCUAAAGGUAGCCAUUUGCAGAAAAGGCACUUCACAAAUUUGGUUCAAUUUUAACACCAAAACCACAAUCUGUACUCUUUUUAUCAAUGCACAGAUUAACAAUAAAACAUCAGAUUAAUUAGUAAAUUUAUACACUAUUUGAGAACCAUUCAUCAAUAACUUAGCAGAGUAUGCGUUCAAUUUUAAUUCCCAAAUGGUAUACCUCAUAGUUAGAUAGUCAUUACAUGUUAUUAAAAAUUCAUCAUUUAGCAUGUUGUAUAUUUGAAGUAUAUCAUACAUUGAAAUCUGUAUAAAUAAACUGACGUCUAUUUAAAGAUACUACCAGAGGUAUGUACAAUGAAUAAAACCAAUAUCUCCACUAUCUAAUGAUAUAUAAACUGUUUCUGAGAAAACCAAUAUCUCUUAUUAUUACUAUUACAUCCAACAUAAAAAUAAAUAAUUUGUAACCCCAAGAGCUUGUGUUAAAAUAUUCAGGAAACCCAAGAUCUUUCAAAACCAAGAUUUAUAAAUAGUUGUGUCAUUCAGGUAUCUGAAGUUUGUUCAAGUUUCAUUGAUGUAUAGAUAUAAAUCUAUUGUCUUAAUACAUAACUCAUGCCGUGUUCAUGCACUUUAACAGAUAAUUUAAUAUAAUUAAAAGUGAUAAUUGUUUACAAUUUACAAUAAGCUGACAAAAUAUUCAUAUGAAACAAAUCAGUCAGAUGUCUAUCUUAAACAAUUAACCGGGGGUGAAAGGUGGAGAAGAACUCACCCCCAUGCAGUUUUUCACUUCAUUAUGGUUGGAUUACAGAUUACUGUUCUCUUUUGCAAAUGGGAGCAAGAUUAGCAUUGCUCAAUUUCAGACAGAAUCACUUGGUGAUAACAUAAAUAUUAUACACCUUGCCUGUGGAAGAUGAUACCAAUGGAGUACAAUGAAUUUAAUAAGUAACAGGUACUUUGACUUUGUCCAGAUAACUGACUGAUUUAAUUCAUUGUAGGUCCAUAAGAGUUACAUGUAAAAGCAGGAUUGUAGUUAUUGAAUUUGUUGCAAUAGAACAGGAUUGUAUUUUAUCACUUGAGACUUUGAAGUUUUGAGUAGUUACAUGUCAGAGGAACCAAUAAAAUUUAUUCUACACAGGGUUGAUACAUUUCAGUAUGCAAUCUGCUUAUCAAAAUAUCUGUCUGGUUUAUUGUUUCCAUUUACUGUAGAUUAGAAUAUCCAGGUGUGAUUCCCAACAGGAGCUGAAAUAAACCACCAAAAUUUAUAAAUUCAGGUUCAAAUUUACCCAAAUCCUACUCUUAAACUGUAUAUUAAGUGGUCAUAGAAAAUGAUGACUUAUUUAUUAGCUUCAAACUGACAUACCAUUACAAUGUUGAUCAGGAGUUACCCUAUGCCUUUCAGUGGUUUAGUAGUAGAACUUUAGAAGAAAAUAUUUACCUUUCAAUGAAAAGAAAUCGGUAGGGAUUGAGAGAAUUAAUCACAAAUUUCAGGACAGAAAUUAUUUACGUGAAUCUUCUUUUCUUUGUUGACAUUAUGUAGUUUUUAGUUUAUUAUUUUAUUUCUUAAUCUUAUUUUUUUAUAUAUUAUGAAUAUAUUAGAUUGUAUAUUUAAUGACUGUAAGUCGUAGGAGUAGAUUAGUUAUAUUGUUGUGUUGUUAUUAGAAGUGAUAAUAGAUCAUGUUUUCUAUUGUUUUGUACAAAUUAAUAUCGAUAGUUGAUAUAAAUAUGUAUUUAAUAUAUAGACCAGUUAUUAUGCCUAUUUUUGUGUCUUCUGGAUAGCAAUAAGAUAAUACAUGAGCGACUGGAAACGUGUUGGCGUAAGUUAUCUAAAUAUUCCAUUUGUACCCAUCUAUUAAAUAGUUCCGAAUUCAUUGGAAAAAUUAGAUCAAAUUUGAUUUGGUUACUGGAAAUUGAGAAAGUAGCUGAGAACGCUUUGGACAAAUAUUAAAAUUUAGUCCUACUGUACAGUGAUUUUCUGGAUCUGUUAAUUUCAGAUCAAUAUUUCUACUAAAUUAAGGUUUUCAUAUAAAAAUCGAAAUGCUGGGAUUGUUUGUCUAUUUUAAAUGCUGAUUAGAUUGAGUUGUUAAGAGAGAGGGAGACAAUAACUGGGUAUAAUAUUUGGUCUAAUAUAAAUAGUGAUAAUGACAAUAAUGGCUUAUAUGUGGUAACCAGUCACACCCAGCCAGUUAUUAAGUUACAAAAUAGCUGAAACCAAAAGGAACAAGCAAAUAUAUUAUUUCAUUAAACAAAAUCAAGACUGCUACAUUAAAUUCAAAUAUGAGUUGAGGCAAUAAUUUAUUAAUGGGAGUUUGUUUUACCAGAUUUUGUUUUAGCAUCAAUAUUCUUUAGUUACAUGUACCAUGGUGACUCUUCAGAUCCUUUUGUUGUUGUGUUAAUUUCUAAAAGUUUUAAAGAUAGAUCUGCUCAUAGUUAUGGUAAUCUGGUCAACUAUAAAACAAUUAUUUUUAAUAUAUUUCUUAUAAUCCAGAAAAUUAUGGGCAGAGAUUUGUAAACUCAAAAUAAAUGAAAUAGUAUUGAAAUCCUGUCCUGUUAUCUGCUUAGUCCUUAGUAUCUUGCACUACCUGCAGUGAUAGUACAUGUACCUUCAAAUUUGGAAUAGAAAAAACAUCCGGCCAAAAUAAUUACAAUAUUUUUGAACAACAAAUCUAUCUUUCUAGGUAAUUUGUAUAACUUAAUCUAACAAUAAGCAGAUGGGAGUACCAAGCUUUCUGAUUGAUCUAUAUUCUACUAUUAUAUAAGUUUAUAUAGCCUUACGUGACAACAGGAUAGUCAGUUAUUUUUUAUAUACUUAAUACCUGGUUAAAUGUGACCGGCCACAUAUAUAUGUAUAUUUGUAUUGAUAUACAUAAAAAAAAACAUUUUACAUUUUAUUGAUAUUCAUAUUGUAUUAUUUUGUUUGUUAGUAUUUGUUUAUUUAAUAAACAUAUACUAUAAUUGUUAUGAGAUGAUUUGAAAUACUUUGCAUAUUUUUGCUGUGGUGUUAACUUGUAAAACACCCAAAUUUAUUUAUAAACAUGACAUUUUAAUAUUAUAUUGUUUCUAACAAAAAAGUGCUUGUCUAGACCUGAUAAAUAAUUGUUAGUUCCUUGGUUGUUUUGUUUUUUUUCAGUUAACACUAAACAAGAGCUUAGUGUGCAUUGUUAUUUGAUAAAUUAAAUAACAUUUCCUGCUUAUGACACUGAUAAAUGAAAACAUGUUUUUAUCAUUCAAUCAUACAUGCACAUUUAUUUAAAGGUCUUGACCUCUUUGAGUUGGGUUAGAAUUAAAAAGGUUGACUUUAUCAUUUUGGAGAUCUUUGCUGUUUUAAAAAAAAAAAAAAAAACCCAC